Molecule: messenger RNA, 3228 nt
Organism: Alligator mississippiensis (American alligator)
Lineage: Eukaryota; Metazoa; Chordata; Crocodylia; Alligatoridae
Gene: CNKSR3
Product: CNKSR family member 3
Exons: 13
Coding region: 115-1782 (555 amino acids)
Biological process (GO): regulation of signal transduction
Cellular component (GO): membrane; cytoplasm
Molecular function (GO): protein binding
Source: RefSeq, a predicted model, not a curated record
GGGGCGGCCCAGCCCGGCCGGGAGCGGCGGCCGCGAUGGGAGCCUGGGAGCUGGGCAAGUAGUAGGCGGCGGCAGCCGGAGAGCGAGGAGCCGGAGCCAGCGCCAGCGCCGGGCAUGGAGCCCGUCACCAAGUGGAGCCCCAAGCAAGUGGUGGACUGGACCAAGGGCUUGGAUGAUUGCUUGCAGCAGUAUGUCCAGAAAUUUGAACGGGAGAAGAUAAAUGGUGAACAGCUGUUGCAGAUUUCCCAUCAGGAACUUGAAGAGUUGGGGAUCACACGAAUUGGACACCAGGAACUGGUUCUAGAGGCUGUAGAUCUGCUCUGUGCACUGAAUUAUGGCCUUGAAACAGACAAUAUGAAGAACUUGGUUCUCAAGUUACGAGCUUCUUCCAACAAUCUGCAGAAUUAUAUCAUUAGCCGGAGGAAAAGUUCAAAUUAUGAUGGAAAUACCUCACGCAAACCCCCCAAUGAAUUCCUCACUUCAGUAGUAGAGCUCAUUGGUGCUGCUAAGGCUUUGCUAGCCUGGCUGGACAGGACCCCGUUUACAGGAAUUGCUGAUUUCUCAUCAACAAAGAACAGAAUCAUUCAGCUUUGCUUGGAUCUUACCACCACUGUUCAGAAGGACUGGGUUGUCGCUGAAAUGGAAGAUAAAGUUCUGCAUGUGUCCAAGUCUUUAAAUGGAAUUUGUGAUAAGAUGAUAAGAUCAACUACAGAUCCAUUGAUGAGCCAGUGUGCAUGUUUGGAGGAGGUUCAUUUAACCAACAUUAAACCUGGGGAAGGCCUGGGAAUGUACAUCAAAUCAACUUAUGAUGGAUUGCAUGUCAUUACUGGAACUACAGAACAUUCUCCUGCUGAUCGAUCUCAGAAGAUCCAUGCUGGUGAUGAAGUGAUCCAGGUUAAUCAGCAGACUGUUGUGGGAUGGCAGCUAAAAAACCUUGUGGGAAAGUUGCGGGAGAAUCCUACUGGAGUUAAACUGCUCCUUAAGAAACGUCCCACGGGCUCUUUUAAUUUUACUCCUGCUCCACUGAAGAAUCUACGCUGGAAACCACCACUUGUGCAGACAAGUCCUCCUCUAACUACAACCCAGUCACCAGAAAGCACCAUGGAUACCUCACUGAAGAAAGAGAAGCCAGCCAUUUUGGACCUUUAUAUACCUCCCCCACCAGCUGUUCCAUAUUCUCCUCGGGAAGAGAAGGGGAGUAAUGUUUACAGAGGAAGCAGUAAACCCAGUAAGCUGCUACCUGGUUCCAAGGGUGCAGAAUCUCCCAACUCUUUUCUCGAUCAGGAGAGUCGAAGGCGAAGGUUUACUAUAGCUGAUUCUGAUCAGCUGCCUGGGUACCCCAUGGAAGCAAAUAUACCACAGACAAAGAUGAGGGAAAAAACACCGUCCUAUGGCAAACCUCGCCCUCUAUCAAUGCCUGCUGAUGGGAGCUGGCUUGGAGCUGCAGAACCCUUCUCUAGGUCUCGAGCACCAGGAAGAAAAGGUGAAGACGUCCUCUGCAGGUACUUCAGUAAUGAGAGGAUACCACCCAUCAUUGAAGAAAGUUCUGCAUCCCAGCAUCCAUUUUUGAAGCCUGUGGCUGACAAGCAGUUAAUAAGGGGUGCUGACUACAUCAGAGGCAGCAGGUGCUUUGUGAAUGCAGAUCUUCACAACAGCGCAACCAUUCCUUUUCAGGAGGAAGGAGCUAAAAAAGCUUCUGUUACGUCACCUACAAAAUCUUCCUCCGCAGAGCCCUCGCUACUGGUCAGUUGGAUUACAAGACUUAAAUUGUUGACUCAUUGAUUAUUGUUAAUGGACUACGCUCAUCUGUUACCAAGUGCCUUCACCCCUCAGAGUUCUCUGCUUUUUAGCUCCAGUAUUAUGUAGUGACUGGUGUGAUGCUCUUUUUCUGGAGAGCACUACACGUCUCCUCUUCUCUGUGAUUUUUGGUGGCUCUAACUUACUGGAUCAGAAAGGGUUUGUUCACAUGAAGAGGAAAAAUAAAGAUCUUGUUUCUCUACCUGCCCCAGAAUUGAGGGAAUUUAGUUGUUGGAAAUGUAAGGCUCCAGUGAUUUCAGAGGCCACAUCUGACCUGAAAUCUGUAUGACCUUUGCAGAAGCAACCAUUGCAUUACAAUGAGGUCCAGUAGCACUUCAGUUACUAGAAUGCUCUGAUGCUUUUCAGACUACUGGUGUGCAGAAUAUGUAGGCUGAGCAAAAAUCCUGAGCUGCUCUCCUAACCAGGAAAGCCAAGAGGGGGGAAAAAACUUUUGUACAACCAUGUAGGGCUGUAGCAAGUCUUGCAGCAGCUUUAACCUCGUAAGGAAUAAACAGUAGCUUCUCUACGUGCUCUCUGAAAUCCAGGGAACUGCAUUAGGAAUUUAUUAAAUCUGGUUUAUAAUCCAAUUAUUGAGUUCUCAGUACAGGUAAAUUAGUGCUCUCUAUUGCAGUGGUUCUCAACCUUUUCUGUACCAGGACCUAUUUGUAAACAUCGAUGGCCAGUCCUGACCCAGUGCCCCUCACUCCUGACCUGCUGCCCCUUACCCCCAGGCUGUAGCCCCCAGUGUGUGGGUAAGGAGGUGGGUGUGUGGGGCUCCCAAGAAGCCCCUUGCAGGCUGGAACUCUGCCAGCCUGCAAGGGAAAGGCCACGGUUUCCCAUGUUUUUCUCCUUUUAAAGGAGAAUCCAUUUUUAAAGUUUGUUUAUUCAUUUUUAAAGUUUGUUCGCGAUCCUUUUGUAUACUCUUGCGACCCACAUUUGGGUCAUGACCCAUGGGUUGAGAAACACUGCUCUGUUGCAGCAGUGUUCAUUCAUAAAGACAUGGAUAGCUACCGCAUGACAAGGAGAUGCAUCUGUAGAGAUGGUAAAAAAAAAAAAAAAAAAAUUUCCCCUUAAUUGUUAAGAAUGAUUUGCUGUUAACCAAAGUAUUAUUUUAAAAAUGAGCCCUGUGGGGUUUAUGCAACCUCUACAGUGGUUCGGUUUUUGAACUGAUUAAUAUGUGUUUUUAUAAAAAAAAAAAUGUGCUAUGAUAAAUUACAACUAUAAAGACACCUUCCUGUUUUAUAUGUAGCUCAAUUUUUUCAGCCUCAGAAUUUAAGUAGCAUUGGUAUUGGAAGAGGGAAAAACUUGUAAAAAUAUUAGGAUAUUAAAUGAUCAUUGUUUAAGACUGAAUGUAUAAAAAUUAUUAGUAUGCAAAAGUGUGUUUAAGAUAAUUUAAGUGUUAAAUAUAGCUGUACAUAUUUUUUAAUGAUA